UACCAAGCGAAUUGAAUGCGUGACGUGUGCGAUGCUGAGCAUUUUUCGAUUGCACGUGUCAUGGGCGGCGCCGAAUCUGUGCCGAGCCGCGUCUUCUCGCACGAGAUCCCCGGGACGGUCCAGCCCGGCUUUGGCGGCAUCCGCGUCAGCGCUGACAGCUUCCCCGUGCCGGACGAGAUCGCGAACCUCUGGGCGAACUUCAAGGUGGGCAUGGCGCAGUCGCCCAACUCACCGUACCUCGGCACGCGGUCGCGCGACGCCAAUGGCAAGGCCGGCCCAUACACGUGGGUCUCCUAUCAAGAGUCCCACGACCGCGCCGCGCGCAUCGCGACGGGCUUGCGCAACCACUUGAAGCUUGCCCGCCAAGACAUGCUCGGUAUCUUCUCCAAGAACCGGGCCGAGUGGGUCUUGACGGAAAUGGCUUGCAACCGCAACAACUUUGUGCUUGUUCCGCUGUACGAUACGCUUGGUCCGGACGUCAUCCCGUUCAUUGUCAACCACACCACAAUGCGUGUCAUGAUGUGCUCCGGUGAUCUCGUCUCGAACGUGCUUGCGGUCAAGGGGCAGUGCCCGUCUCUCGACUACAUUGUCAGCCUGGAUGCUUCCAUCAGCAGCCGUCAGCGGGCCGAGGCUGAAGGCCUGGGUGUGCAGCUCCUCACGUUGAGCGAGCUCGAGUCGGUGCCGGAUGCUACAAUUGCGGAAGAACCCGCCAAGGCGCACGAAAUUGCCACGGUGUGCUAUACCUCGGGGACAACGGGCGACCCGAAGGGUGCGAUUCUGACGCAGCGAAACUUUGCAACGACGGCCAUGUCCAUGCUUCACCGCUUGUCGGCGGACCCGUCGUUCACGCACUUGUCGUACCUUCCUCUGCCUCAUGUGUUUGAGCGCGUCGUCUUGGCAACUGUCACGCGCGCCGGUGCAUCUAUCGGUUUCUACCAAGGAGAUGUCCUCCAUCUCAUGGACGACAUGGCGGAGCUCAAGCCAGCGCUCUUCGUGUCGGUGCCGCGCCUCUUCAAUCGCGUCUACGACAAGAUCAUCCAAGGCGUGAACGCCUCUGGUGGCUUCAAGAAGAUGCUCUUUGACUACGCAUACGAGUCAAAGCGCCAAGGGCUUGCCGCGGGCUCCAACACGCACGCGCUCUGGGACACGCUUGUGUUUGAGAAAAUUCGCGCUGUCCUCGGUGGUCGCGUGAAGCUCAUCGUCUCUGGCUCGGCACCUUUGGCGGCCAACGUCAAAGAGUUCCUCAAGAUCGCUUUCUCUUGCCGCGUCGAAGAAGGUUACGGCCUCACGGAGACGACGGCCGCGCUGACGCUCUCGAUUCCCGAGAUCCCGACGGGCGCUCACGUGGGCAUGCCACUGCCCAACCUUCAGAUUCGCCUCGCCGACGUGCCCGAGAUGAACUACACGAGUGCCGACAAGCCGCGCCCUCGCGGUGAGGUUUGGGUCCGCGGCCCGAACCUCUUUACGGGGUACUACAAGGACCAGGAGAAGACGGCCGAGUGCCUGACGGACGACGGCUGGUUCGCGACGGGCGACAUUGGCUGCUGGAACGCCGAUGGGACGCUGAGCCUUAUCGACCGCAAGAAGAACAUCUUCAAGCUCGCGCAGGGCGAGUACAUUGCGGCUGAGAAGAUCGAAAACAUCUACGCCAAGUCGCCAUUUGUGGGUCAAAUCUUUCUCUACGGCGACUCACUCCAGAGCUGCGUCGUGGCCAUUAUCGUGCCAGACCCAGAAGCGGUCCAAGCCUGGGCGGCGUCUAAAGGCAUCAGCGACGGCACCAACCUCGACGCGAUGGUCAAGCGACCGGACCUCAAGGCUGCUGUGCUUGCGUCGAUGGCUGACGUGGCCAAGGAGGGCAAGCUCAACGGCUUCGAAUGCGUCAAAGACGUUAUGCUCCACGCCGAAAUCUUUAGCGUCGAGAACGGGCUCAUUACGCCAACUUUCAAGCUCAAGCGUCCGCAGCUCAAGGCCCGCUUCGAGGCUGACAUCAAGGUGAUGUACGCGGCGUUGAAGUAAGCGGAAAGAAAACCAAGGCGACAUGUAAUCGAGACGGAAGAGUAUUGUAUGUAUCCUGCGA
This is a messenger RNA of Saprolegnia diclina VS20, 2077 nucleotides long. RefSeq lists its product as hypothetical. The transcript is spliced from 4 exons. The record is from RefSeq and is a predicted model, not a curated record. Gene Ontology annotation, molecular function: long-chain fatty acid-CoA ligase activity. Bases 16 to 2016 code for a protein of 666 amino acids. Gene Ontology annotation, biological process: fatty acid metabolic process. Gene Ontology annotation, cellular component: endoplasmic reticulum; membrane. NCBI's taxonomy places the organism in Eukaryota, Oomycota, Saprolegniomycetes, Saprolegniales, Saprolegniaceae.